Molecule: messenger RNA, 3255 nt
Organism: Peniophora sp. CBMAI 1063
Lineage: Eukaryota; Fungi; Basidiomycota; Agaricomycetes; Russulales; Peniophoraceae
Source: the annotation of a GenBank genome assembly
AUGAGUUCGUACAAGUCUUGGGUCUGGCUACGCUUAAGAAAGGGGAGCGGUGCGUUGUGUCUUCUGAACGAAGACGUCCUUCUGAUUGACAGCCUCUGUGAGAUCAGAUACAGCACGGUGGACUGGGUACUCUGCGGGGCAUUAUCUUUCCUGAACUGCGCGGAGGUCACCAUUUCGUACGAUAUAGCCUGCCAAUGGAGCAAACGACUCUGUGAGCGGGUGGCCAGGAUAACUCCGGAUUGUGUGGUGUACCCGGGAGCUGCACAGCUCCUGAAACUCCAUCUCGAGAGGACGGUCACAUACGUGGUUCCCAAGUUUCAUCUCUACGCCCACAAGGUCUACUGCCAGCUACGCUACGCUUUUGGAUUGCUAUUUGGAACUGGGGCGACAGAUGGCGAAGGAUGCGAGCGUGUAUGGUCUGGCGCAAAUCCAGCAGCGCCCAGUCUUCGAGAGAUGACUGCGGGAGGCAUGAGUGACACCAUGGACGACAUGGCUGGCUCAUGGAACUGGAGGAAGGUUUGCGGCCUAGCUGAUCUGCUCUGUGAGCGCAUGGUCCGUGCACUGGAAGAAGGCCGGUCACAGACAGGAGUCUUCACGCAAUUCACGGGUGCACUUGAAGCCGAAGAUGCUGCCAGAGUAACUCAAGCGCGAGCGGCCCUCAAGGUCUGGGAACAAGACCCGGUGAGGAAGGAGGGUUCGAACUGUCCUUACUACGUCAAUCAGUUAGACGAUCUAUCUGCUACGGAAAUCAAACUGCAAUCGCAGCAACCGCAAGGGUUGAGCGUAAACCUCAAUGUGACAAUGGAUAGCGAGGAGCAGGCAGCACUAUCGGCGCUAUUAAAGCUCGGAUUCGAGAUUGAGGAGCAUAGGGCACGCUUUCCAACUAAGUACAAGACCUCGGGUGGUACGUCAGACCAGGCGCUCGCCCGAAAGCACGCUCUGAACGCCAUCUGGCGCGACAUUGUACGCUUAAGGGAGGGGCAGAAGGACUUGUUGCCUGAGAUAUACAGCGCGCUCACGCUGGAUGAGCGCGAUCCGGAUCGUCAGGCGGCGCUUACUGUCAAGCUCUUUCUACCAUCAGGUGCACCCGACAAAGACAUCAGUCUCACUUCAGAUGCGACACGCGGACUGGAGGCGAGGCUGCGAUGGCAGUCUAUGAUCGAGGCGCUCAGCCGUCUCAGGCAGCAAUUACGUUUGAGAGGGUGUUUGAACAAGUUCAAGUUAACGCAUAUAACAGGACAGACCAAUAACACCCGCGCACGCGAGGCCCAGGAUGUUGUCAACGCAAACGUUACGAGGGCAGCCGAUGCUUAUCGACGACACCGUGAGGCGUACGAGUCUCUAGUAGGGAAGGGAGAAUGGGAGCAGACGAUGCGCAAGCUAGAGGAUAGUGAUUGUCGGGGUCUUGGUGAUCGCCUGCUUGAACAGAUGGAGGAGCUGUCGGAGUACAACGUUCAGCGGUUUCUGGCGGGCAGGCGGGAUGCGGAUUCGUCUGGAGAGACGCGUUACCUGUUGCCAUGGAUCUGGUACAACAGGACGGAGGAAUCGGGUUUGGCUAUCACAGAUGAACUCAUGGUUGAGUGGUGCAAAAGCCGAGCGCGGGCGCAGCACUGGGUGGAAGAGAUUCGGUUGCUUGAUGAAGAGAUGCGGCGGGUGGUGCAGUUCAACGUCAGCAUGGCGAAGAUUUGGGAGGCGCGGCGACGGCCGACGGACAAGAUGGACUACGGCGCGAGGCACUCAUACGCAGUCGACCUGGCCUGGGAGGACGGCGCACAGGCUUAUGCAUGGCGGUGCAUUCGCACCUUCCGGGUCGUACUCGCCUCCUUACAACGACAUCGACAUCUGGUCGCUGGCAUCAUUCUGCUGAACCUCGUCACCGGAAGGAACCCAUGGAAAUCCGCCAGCGCGUCCGAUCCGACAUUCCAGGCCUAUCUUCAAGAUCCCGUCGGCUUCCUGCCAUCCGUCUUGCCCAUCUCGGACGAGGUCAACGAGAUCAUGCUGCAAACCCUUGACAUUAAUUGGCGCUCGCACAUCACGCUGAACGAACUUCGCGAGGCAAUCAAGGGUGUUCACAUGUCCUACGCCGAGGACGUCGUGUUCGAAGGCAGCAUAACACGUUGCGCGUGGGAAGUUGGCGUCGACAUCGGCGGCGAAACUGAGCCGGAGGUCAUCGACGAGAAGUCGGCGCCCAUCCCCGCCAACGUCGCACAGCAAGAGCCGGUGCACUCUGUCAUCCAGUCCAUCUGGAGUGCCGACUCGUCCGGCUCGCCCGACAUCGACUUCGCUGACGCUGCCGAGGUCGAGAACGACUUGGAGGAUGGCGAUGAGGCUGCGUGGGCUGCGUUACCGGGAGGCGCGCUGGAGUCGCGACGACGCGAGCCUGCGUUCCGGGACACCGUCGAUGAUCUCGGUUUCUGGAGACCUCGCAGCGCCUUUCUCAUACGCCUUGCUCGCCCGGCCGGCUCGCCCAUGCUUUCUGUGGCUCCCUUCUCCAAAGCUGGUGGAGAGAGCUUCAUCGGUGGCGACCUCGACGCCUCGACCAUGCUCACCGUACCGGAGAGUCCGAGCAUCUACGCGUUCUUCAUCCCAAGCCCCGUUGAGCCGAAGGCGCCUCAUCCCUUCCAGGCACCCUUCGAGGUCAAGCUCUCCGCGUACGAGGUGGCGCGCGAAGACAGCGUCGGCUGGGCACCAACAGCCAUGCACACUCGCGCCCCUGAGUCCGCCGCGCGCGAUGAGCUCCCGGACAUGGUGUUCCACAUCACUCCGCCCAUCUCUUCCCUAUCGAUGUCCCCAGGGAGCCCCAUCGUGGCCGACAGUCCCUCAGAACAGCGGAUUAUGUGGCCAGGACCGGCGCACUCCUCUGCACUGUGCACGCCGUCUACUCGCCUGCCGUUCCCCAUUUCCCCGCUGGCGUCGAGCCCGGCAUCAUACCGUGUCGCUCCUCCGCACCGUGGAAAUAAGCGCUUGACCCACUUCGUCCUUCCCAUGCGCUUCGUGUUCUCGCCGACACGCGCGCUGCUCCCUCCGGCGCCUGGACCAGCGCCUACGGUACCCCUGCCACCGACACCAACUCCUCGACGCGCAACGAGCCCCGGCCCAUCAUCGUGUCUGAUGCUUCGCAUCCCGCGCCCUCCUGAGGCUGAGCCGGAGUCAAUGGCUGGCAAGCCGUCGCGCACCCGGCGCAGGACGCCGCUCCGUUCCGCACGCGACUGGUGGCUUGCCGGCGAGCGAUUCGCGGCCACGGUCGCUGCAUGA